AUUCAGUUUGCGCUCUCGCUCGCACUUGGUUUGAGAUGGAGUACAGAACUGGUUAUCCGCCAAUGAACCCCGGUGGUUAUCCUUACCCGGGACCGAAGGAGGAUUCCCAUGUGGUCACCACUACCGUGGUUAACGUGGCUCCGAAUGUGACCUCGGUCCGGGACCACUUCCUCUGGUCCAUCUUCAACUUUGCCUUCGUGAACUUCUGCUGCCUGGGCUUCGUGGCACUCGCCUUCUCGGUCAAAUCUAGAGAUCGGAAAGUUGUGGGAGAUGUGGAAGGAGCUCGGCAUUAUGGGUCAACAGCCCGAACACUCAACAUUGUAAUCGCAGUGAUCGCCACCCUAUGCAUUGUACUUUCCAUUGUGAUACCAUUGGCUAUUGCGUUAAGUGCACGUUGAGUCCAAAAACAACAGGAACUGCAGCAAAUGGUGAUAUUGGAAUUGAACCAAUUAAAACUACAUUUCUAUGAGAACUUUUAUAUCCAAACUCUUGAUACAUUCUGCCUAUUCUUACUUUUUUCUAUGUAUAAUCUAUAUGUAAAGUUGAUAUGUUUAAAUUGAUCACCUAGCAUCAAUACAGAAGUAUUUCCAACAAAAACUGGCUAAAGUAUAGCUUGAUUCUAUUAAUAAAGCACAUGGUAACAA
Messenger RNA from Hemiscyllium ocellatum (epaulette shark), 644 nucleotides. Its product is annotated as dispanin subfamily A member 2b-like. Lineage: Eukaryota; Metazoa; Chordata; Chondrichthyes; Orectolobiformes; Hemiscylliidae. The record is from RefSeq and is a predicted model, not a curated record. Gene Ontology annotation, cellular component: plasma membrane. The coding region runs from base 36 to 398 and encodes 120 amino acids. The transcript has 2 exons.